AUGGUGUUUCCGGACUACUACUUCUUUGCCGAAAGACGUUUGGUAAACCAUACCAUUGAAAAGAAAGGCGUCAAUAACUUGGAUGACUGUGAGCUACUGUGUUACCUGAACGACCACUGUGUCAGUCUUAACUUCGAAAAAGAUCCAGAGAAUAAUAGACCACUUCACAUCUGUGAACUAAAUAACGCCACUCAUCUAAAAUACGACAGUCAUUUGACAACUAAUGCCACUUUUUAUUGUCGCGGCUCGAAGGUGAGUUACAAAUCGAUUUUUCGAAGUUAUCGCCUUUGAAUAAUAUUAUAACAAAAUUAAUCUUUAUACAAAUUUUUUGUGUAUUCGAUCAUUCGGUAUUUCGUUUCUCCUUUUUUUUUUAGAACGCUUGUGACAAGAGUCCCUACUGCGAAAAUAACGCAACUUGCCAGUCUGGAUUUACACUCAAGGGAUAUCGAUGCUUGUGUCCUCCUGGAUUCAAAGGAGAAUAUUGUGAAAAGGGUAUGAGUCUAAGUCAACACUUGAAAUGAACGUAUAUGAGAUUUUUUCUGAUUUUCAAUGCUGGUAUGACAACUGUUCUUUAGUUGCUGAAAGUGGCGUGAAUUUAUGUCAUUGUAUAACGUGCUGAAUCUUAGAAUCUAAGAAAAAUUUCUUACUAUAUUUUAUUGAGCGUGUGUAAUGUAUUCUUCGUUCGCUCGUUUGUAUAUUUUGGUUUUAUUUUGUUUUGGUUUGUCUGCUUGUUUGUUGUUUUUUUGUUUUGUUUUUUGUAUUUGUAUUUGUUUUUGUUUUUUUGUUUUAUCUUUUAUUAUUUUUUAUUUACCUUGAAUGUUCGACGCCUUUCCAUGGCAAAAUAAGAGCAGUUCAUUCGUAUGUCGAGUGCUUAAUAAAGUAACUGCAAGGAGAGCUCAGAAAUAAUAGCUUAAUUGAAAAGUACGGCCAGAGAACUACUAAAAGCAGGAAGCUACAAAUAAAUUGAGGUUUUUGUGAGUUGCUGAGUUGCUGAGUUCCUAUGGCUGUUUGAUAGAAAUCAAAAUGCUUAUAUCUGUAAUUGAUAUUUAUUCAUGUAUUUUUUUUUUUGGUCCUUCUUUCUUUCUAAUUUUACGACAGAUAAAUGUGAGGCAUUCAUUGGCAAAUGUCACAGGGAGGCUACGUGUAAUAACACAAACGGAUCAUACGUGUGCAUAUGCAAAUCUGGAUUUAUCGGAGAUGGGCAUAAUUGUACAGGUAACCUUCAUUAGUCUCAAAAGCCUUUAGAUUCUUGUUGAAUAAUGUAAUGAGAUUUUGUUUGGUUCGUUGUUUGUUGAUGUUUAUUUUGGUAACGUGGCAAGCCAUAUUUUAAUUGUUUAGAAUAGGUGAGACAGUUACCUGACUAAAAAGUUAUCAAGAGAUAGGUUUUUGCGUAGACAACUUUUUUCAUCAGGUACGACAAUCUCGCGUUCUCGCAAUCCAGCAGAAGAUUGAAAACAGCCGCGGCUUGCACUCUUUAAACACGGUAAUGGCUUAUGCACAACAAUUUUUGCAUAAUUUCGAAAUCCCAUUUUUUUUUAUCUGUGAUUUCAUAGACAUUGACGAGUGUAAAGGAAACCACUCUUGUCACGAGAACGCAAACUGCACCAACACCAAUGGAUCACAUUUAUGCGAUUGUCAGCCUGGAUAUACUGGAAAUGGCCAAAACUGCACAGGUAAAUUCGGAAUAGCAAGGAAAUGCGGUCAAGGAUGAUUUAUUUUAGUUCGUUCUUUCUUUUUGGUAUAUAUAACGUGUUUUGUGCUCCCGUAGCAAAACAAGAGCAGUUUAAAGCGUAUGCUUUAGAUAACACAGUAAAGGCUUAUGCCACGGCAAUAUUUGCAUAAUUCUGAAAUCCCAUUUUUUCAUCUGUGGUUUCAUAGACAUUGACGAGUGUAAAGGAAACCACUCUUGUCAUGAGAAUGCAAACUGCACCAACACCAAUGGAUCACACGUAUGCGAUUGUCAGCCUGGAUAUACUGGAAAUGGACAAAAUUGCACAGGUGAAUUCGGAAUAGCAAGGAAAUGCGGUCAUGGAUGAUUUAUUUUAGUUCUUUCUUUUUUUUUUUUGUAUAUAUAACGUGUUUUGUGCUCCUUUAGGAAAACAAGAGCAGUUUAUAGCGUAUGCUUUAGAUAGUCUUUGCCAUGCCAAAGAAAAAAAUUGAAAAAAUAGCGGUUUGAAUUGUAGGUCCAACCCGAGAAUCGCAUGAAACAAAAAAAUUGCAAAUAAGUGUUCCACUUUUUUUCAUAUACAUGUACAUGUAUGACUUUUGAAUAAAACACAAAUUCCAUUUUUCAUUCUUUUCUACUUUUUCUUUUCUUUUCUUUUUUUUUUUUUGACAGAUAUUGACGAAUGCAAAACAUAUUCCAACAAAUGUGACGUAAAUGCUCUUUGUAACAACACGCAUGGAUCACACGUUUGCAUAUGCAAACCUGGAUAUACUGGAGAUGGACGCAACUGUACAGGUACAGUCAAUAAUUUCAGCGUUUUGACUAUUGCAAUGAAUUUUUGUCUGUUGUUGUUGUUUUUUUUAAGCGCGCACGAAGCAGCUAGAGCACGAACGAAGUGUAGAGAGAAACGCUAGACGUAGUCGAGAAGCAUUUUCUCUCUGCUCACGUUAUGAUAGCGUAAAUUACGGCGCUUGGUAUGUUUUGAAACCUUAAUUUGGUUCUUCUGUUACUACUUCGCUCAUUCCGAAAUUUUACUUUCAAUUAAUAAAAAAAGAUAGGGAGAGGUUCGAGAAAUGGUCAGACUAAGUAUAUGUUUUCAGUACACUGAUAGAGGACUCUUCUUCGACCGAUGACAGAACGCGUUAUAUCCAAACUUUAUCAUAAUGAGUAUUGGAUUAUUUCUAUUACCCCGCCUUAAAUCAUGUUACGGACCCCUUCAUCGUUGAUGCUUUUUGCGUCUUUCUGCCAUUGCAUGGGCGAUGCAACAAUAAUAGACGACGGCGUGAAACGUUCUUUUGAUUGACAUUCGUUGUAGCUUGAUUAUGACGAAAUGUAUGUUCUCUUUUAGACAUCGACGAAUGCGGCGAAGCUCAUGCAGUGAAAAUGAACAACUGCCAUCCGAAUGCCUCUUGCACUAAUACUCAGGGCUCAUACAACUGUUCCUGUAAACCUAAAUACAUUGGGAAUGGUACAAACUGUAAAGGUACGUUUGGUAUCCACCAUGCCAUUAAAUUAGUUAAGAUGGCUAUAGGUUAGACUCGAUCUGAAUCUUUCCUAUUCAGGUGGCCAUUAACGACCAUAUUGCUGCUUAGUUAUAUAUAAAGUACGUUAGCUACGCGUUAAUUCUGCCGAAAGCUGUCUUUAAUGCGUUAUUGAAGAAAGAGGAAACACAAAUUCAGAGACUGCUUUUCGUAGUUUAUAAAUUUUAUUUCCAAUAUUUAUUUCUUAGCCUCAUGGUCCGAAAAUGCCCCACGCAAGUAUUACUUCACCUCUCUAAUUUUAAUGUAGUUGUCUUCUUUAAUAACCCAAGUCCUGUUGUAAUAAUUAUUUCACUUUGUAGCCGAUCAUUGCUAUCAUUAUAAAAAUCUGAGUGAUGCGAAUAGAAAGAUGAGUUACGUAACACCUGCCGAUUCAAGUUCGUGUGACAGCCCAUUAUCUGAGGGAUGGUAUCGUUUUGUAGGAGCUGCGGGAACAAAAAUGCCAACAAAGCGUGUGCCAGCAUACAGAUGUGGUACAGACUGGUCAGGCUGGUUGGAUGGUUCUCAUCCUACAGUGGAAGAUGGUAAAGUUCAAAGGACGGUCUGCUUUAGUAAUCGCCCUAAUGGUUGCAAAGAGUUAAAGAAGAUUUUUGUGAAAAACUGUGGAUCAUACUAUAUCUACGAACUUUUGAAGCCUCCAAGCUGUAAUGCACGUUACUGUGGCACAGACAAAAUUUAAAGCAAAAAUUUUAAGAGAUAAGAGAACUCAUAAAUUGAUCCUUAGGUGCACAUAAUCUAGGAACUUUUCGAAGUCCUCUUUUAUGAUAAUCAUUAAUUUUUUCUAUAAUUUUUUUACGCUGAUGAUUUCCCUUUGACGUGUAAUCAAAAAUACUUUGAAUUUCACAUUUUACAAAGUAUCUCUUUCAUAAUUGUAAUCACAAAUAAUUAAUUUCUGCUAAAAGAAUUACUAGUAAACACAAAGAAGAGUAUAGAAAGGAAAAUGCUUAAAUAGUUAAAUCCUAGACAAGCAGGAAUCAGCAUGAUAACUGACAAAACAUGACGAAUCUCUUUUCUCUAAACGUUAGAAGCUGCUAUACAGGACGCAAUAUAUAGCACAGUAUGGUAAUUUAGCUUCAGUUUGUAUAGGUAAUCACUUGAUUUCGAAGCAUAUUCAAAAUAUUCUUGAUGGUUUCCGUAACACCUUGAAUGUAAACCAUAGUAGCAUCAAACCAUGUCUGAUUGUCCACCUGGUUGCUGUGUAAACUUUAAUAUAUUUUUUAGAUACCAAGAUUUUUCUAACCGAUGAGACUGCCCUUUAAAAAAUAGAAAAUUUAAAAACAGCCUUGUGCGCUAAAAGAAUUGUUCUCGAAACUAACCGAAGUAAACGCGUUCAACAAACAUUUCAAUUAUGUUUUGUUGAAUUUCCGUAGCAUUUAAAUCACCAAGAGAUGUUACUCUGUGACAGUUUUUUUGCUCCAUUGAAACAUAAAUAUUUGGAAUCUUCCAUAAAAAAAACCUUGAAUACAGCAGAACCAUUCUUUCGAAAUUUAAUAUCUUUGAAGAACAAAAUACCAGCCACUGGAUUGUUUUUAAGCAACUAUGUCCAACAACUGUUACAAGGCCCGGUGUGACGUACAUGUCACGAACGAUGGUCUCAGCGUGUCGUCACAGCACAGCAUAGAAAUACACAAUCAAAAUAUUGUCAUUUCCAGACUGGAAAUGGAUAAUUGUCUACAGUUCCUGCUGGGGCGUAAGUUUAUUUCAUUGUGCUAACCCGUGAGGUCUGUAAAAAGACAUUUAUUUGUAAAUAAAUUUGCAAGUUUGCCAGCCCAAACUGUAUCAUUAACCGCAUCAACAACUUGGUGCGGUACCUUAAACGAGUCGAAGAGUGCUUGAUCCCUCUGUUAGGACAGGUUGUAUGGGGGUUCGUGCCAAAAUUGACAGAGUAUUAAAGCUAAAAAACCCUCAGGGAUAAAUAAAACAACUUGAAAACUUCUUCGUUUUUGAAAUAUCAUAACAGUAAAGAAAUUUUUGGCAGGAUAAUUUGAUUUCUUUGCUUUUGAUUCUUGUUCGAAUUAUAGAAGUUACGUCAAUUUUUCAACCAGAUAAGUCGCAUCAUUUUUUCUUUGCAGCAAAAAUGUACACCCAGAAAAACUCAUUGAAAGCCACCAUACCAAUAUGUAUUUGUCAACGUUUGAUCCACUUUACGGAAUUGUAACAUAAACUUAUUAUGAAGCGAAGAAUGUUUCCCACAUUUAUAUGUUUGUAUAAAGCAAUAGACCGCAUUUUCUAUCGGUUUACCAGCGUAGACACCCGUGCAUGACGUUGGGAGAACACGAGAAAAUUGUGUAAAUCACGAGUCGGAAGCGAGUGAUUGUGACUGUUCGGUUACAACGCCGGUUAUCCGAAAGAGAUUACUGUCCAUUGCCCCUAUGAAGUAAACGUCACACAAAACUCAGUGUGUUCAAAUAUUUUAUGAGUUUACCUGUGCAGGGCACUUUGUAGUAACUCAGUUAUUUCAGUUAUUUAAGAGUGGUUCGGAAAAAGUUUAAGCGAGCGCGCUUCCUAAUAAAAACUUAGUGGACACGGUGGAUGUUUUAAUGACUAAAACCCAGUCGGUCCAAAGGAUCGCAACGACAAACAAUGACCCCAUAAAAUAUAGGAAAUUAAAUUUUCCGAGGAUCAAAAAUGUUAUCCUCAUCGGACAUUUGUCCACACCCCUCUUCAGUAAAUCCUGGAUUGUAUUGUGUUUGCAAAACUAAGUAAAAUGUGACCUUUAUAUUAAAACGAAAAAAAACAAACAAGCAAAACAAAACAAAACAAAAAAUAAAGAAAAGUCGUGCCUUUGAAAGAAGUCUUGACCUAGGUUAGAUCUCGUCAAGUGCAAUCAGAUUGCCUAGAUCACUCCAUAUCGGCUCAAGUCGUUUUCUUUUUUCGGUAAAUGUUUCGUCGUUCCCUUAAGUGGCUUUGAAGCACUUUCAAAAGAUCGCUAAAAUUUACGAUAAAAACGAAGUAAAUCCGACAUUCAUGGCAGAGGAAAGGAUGUGGCGUCGAAAGAGAAGCAGACAAUCGUUGUGGAUCAUGUUCAUUCAAAACGUGAAGGUCCUGAUGAACAGCCGUCAGAAACCAAAGGCAGACAUGUAGCGGCAGCUAUCUAUUGUCUCACAAGAUGCCGUCGAAAAAGUUUGGUAACUGUUGUUGCUAUCAUAGUGUCCAUUGCCGUACUUAUCGCAGUGGUGUUUGUAAGAAAACAUCCUACGUAAACCCAUGACCACAACGAGUUAAGAGGUAAGAACUGAUCCGUAUCCUAUAGUUUGAAAGUUAUGUAGGAUGAACCUGGAGACUUCACAGCACCGUUUUGUUUUCCACUCCUUAAGAAGACAUUUGGUAUCUGUUAUUUAAGCAAAACUAACAAAUCUUUUGGAUUUUCCUUCUAAAAUAUUCCAGCUUAAAGUCGGUCUUUCACGUCACUCAAAGAUCUACAAAGUUAUUCAUUGAUUUAAUAUUUUUGGCUACUCGUUGCCCUUAUGAGCAAAGUUUAUCAAUCAAUGGCAGAGGGAAGAUAUUAGAUUUUAAGCUAUUGACGUUUUAUGGAGUAGUGACCACUCCUCUAAACAGAUGGUCUCUGGCGUUUGUCACACUGCAGAUACAAUCCAUUUCGAAAAGCUGGCAGCAAUCCAUCAUUCGAAUUCGUUGACACUUACUCAAACACCCUUGAACCAUCACCUGGGCAAGUUCCGGCAUCGAUAAUCACGAAAAAAUAAACUUUAUCUAGAUCUCGGGACAACCAGGGAUUAAAGAAACUCACAAUUGCACGAAUAUGUUACCUAAAUCCGCCUGCACAAAAUGUCCAAAUCUUGAAAACAUCGGAAAAAUAUUAUCUGGCUUAAUCCGUCUUACGGCAUGGAUAAUUAUAAGAAAUGUCACUCAUUCAUAGGAUUGCAUUUGUAAUAGAUAAUCAUUUUAACAAAUCGCACAAACUCCAUAACAUUUUCAAUGAGAAUAACCUAAAAGUGACAUACCGCUUUACACCAAACAAGAAAACACAGUCCAAAAAAUAUAAAAACUGAAAGAUCCUGAAUUAAUUCUACAAAGCUUAACCGAAAGCUCCAAAAUAGAGUGAUUAAAGGGUUAAGGUCCUCAUCAUCAGGUGAGUGAGUGACGAAUAACGUAAUCUACGAUGUCACGUGUCAGUAUAAUUGACAUAGGUGAUUGGAGAGAUACGCGUCCUCUGAUUGAUCGAGCAUUGCAUCAUACCUCGCUUUAAUCGCCUCGCAGGAGAUGAUUAUAGUAGGGACUGGCUGCCUCGCGUUUUGGUUAUGCUUCCACGGAAGUGAUAAACGUGGUAAAAGAAAAUUAAAUUGCGAAGAGCACAAAAAUGCUUCUGAGUAUGGUGGAACUUUUUUCAAAAGAGAGAUAUUAAUUAUUUGCUGAUUUAAUUGGCUAAACCUGCAAAACCUCCUUGCUUAUCACGACACGAAUGAAUUGUAACAAAAUAUGCGCAAUGCUCUAUUUGUUUGCAGAAUUGACAACAGAAUUCAAAAGAUCUUGUGCAAUUAAACUGCAACAAUUAUUCGCAUCAAGCUCUGUGAACAUUGUUAUAAUUCCCUCGACUUCGUCUCGGGGAUCAUUAUUCAACAAUAUUCACUUCGCCAUCGGCCAAUAAUUGCUAAGUAGAGGAAGGAGGGAAAUCUACAAGGAACUUUACUUUCGGUAAACUGAAUUGAGUGGGGGGGAGGGAGUUUCUAGAUAAAAUGCGGUGCUGCGUCGGUGGGAGAGUACUACAAAGCAAUUUAGUUUUAUCAACCGAGUUGAUAACGUAAAUUCGCCACCGUGAAGAGUUUAAAAGCUGACGCCUCGGGCGUUAGGCCUUCAUUAGAGCUCCGACGAAGGGCAAACACUCGAAAAGUCACUUUUUAAACUCUUUAUGGUGGCCAUUUUAGUUAAACUGACAUAGAAAAAUGAUUAUGCAUAAAAAAUAUAAGACGAUUGCGUAGUUACGUGCAGUAAGAAAUAUAUCCAAGUAACACAAAUAAGCUGUAAGUAAAGAAGUCAAAUGAUGAGAAAUAUAACAAAAAAUACUCAUAAGGAGGUAGGGAAAAUAAAGGAAAUAAAUUAAUAUACCAAUACAAAAUUACACAAAGGUAAUUAGCAAACAAUUUAGAUCUUACUUCACACAUAAGGUUUUAAUAUUCUAUUGAUCCUCUCGCACUUUAUCAAAAGUUAAUCAGUUGCCAGUCAAUAUUCUUAGUCAUGUCUCCCCCUGUAGACUUUGUCGGUGAUGACUAAUACCCCUCUAUUCCCUCAUAUGUUCCCCUCCCCCCAGAAACCUCCCUUCCCUCUCCCCUCCCCCUUCCGCCCUUCCAAGUGAUCAGCGAUGACUGACCCCUAAUUCUUUAAAAAAUCUAGCAUAAUCAGCGAAAAGGCUUACAACAGUGCUCACAGAUAUUUUGUGUGACAAUACGGCGGUAUGAUCGUAUGAAUGAAACUGUAAGGAAAAGUGUGCGGAUUCAUUUACGGUUUAUUAUGACCAAGGUGAUAAACCAAAAAACAUCUUGCUUUUUCUCGUCGUCCUCAAUAUUCAUGUUUUCUCUUUCAUGGUACAGAAGAAGUCAUUGAUGAUGCUCAAGAUCCAUUUGAAAAAGUGGACUGUAUUAACACUUAUGGCUCUUACAAUCGUACCUGUAAAGGUGACUAUGUCAGACCCUUUCAGCCAUACAAGGACGUGAAUGCGAACUUAACCAAAACUAAUAUCUCCCUCUUAACUGCUCAGGUAAGCAGAGAUACACAGGAGACAGUCGUGAAAAGAAACUUUUAUCAUGUUAACUUAUAUAUAGACUCAACUGGCAGAAUAUCCAACUGCAGUAACUCGAAUCUUAAGGGGCAACUCGGGUUACUUCGUUCUAUGCUCGUUCAAAUCACACCCUUUUUUUUUCUUUAUCGAGUACGUUCUCUUCACAAUACUGACGUACGAUCGCAAUUAUUUUCAUGCCGUCCAAAUAGUAAACUGUCAUUUUAAUACCUCCCGCACUGCUACUCAAGUUCCCCAGACGUGCACUCUUGAAUAUGUAAGGAAUGUUUAUCAUCAGUUUUCUCGAAUAUCAUCCGAAAAUGAAAUCGAUGUAAUUAAAAAUUGUGAAAUAGUUUUAAACUUGGUUUUACUUAAUACGGGCGUGGUAUUUUCCUUAGAACUUAUGGAGCCUUAACAAUCAUUGCUUUCCCAGAUAACUCUAAAAACUAAGGAAAAAUGAUGACGAUGAUUUGUAAUUAUUGGUCAAUCUUGUAGUCGACCCACGUGUAAAUUACAAAGUCCUGAGUAAUGAGGACAGAAGGAGCACCUACGUCACAGUCUUCGAUGAAAUGUUUUGUGAGAAUGGAUUCUGAGGGUAGGUUCUAAUUAACGAUCUUCGGAUCAAAAACCAAAUAUUUAAAAAACGGAUGCAAGAGGGCGCCUUUUUGUAGUCUCGAAGGGGGUAGGUUCUAAUUUACGAUCUUCGAAUCAAAAACCAAAUAUUUAAAAAACGGAUGCAAGAGGGCACUUUUUGUAGUCCCGAUCCUUAUCAGUGCUAAUAGGUUAAAACGAGAGAAAAACAGAAAACAAAACAAAAACAAAAACAAAAAAAAAUGAAAUAAAUAAAACAUAAAACCAUAAAGGAGAGGAAGAGGAGGGGAGGGUAGGGGGUGUUCGCAGGAAAGAAUGAUGGGAAAAGCAUUGUUAUCCAUAGUAUCUAAGAAAAGUAAUGGCCUCCUCUCGGCCUGAAUCUAAUUCUGCUAUUGUAAAGUUUAGAGGCACUUUUAAAGGAAGUAAGCUCGCUGGAGUUGCUCAAUGCCGGAUUUUUUGCAAUUGUAUAUAUUAUGUGUACAUGAUUUCAAUAUUCUAAAGAAAAAAAUCUACCGUUUAACCACGUGUCGUCUUUGAAACUUUCUGUUAUCUUCCAAGCGAGUUUCUUUUUAGAAAAAUUUGACCGGGAGAGAAAGAUACAUUAACGAUGUUAGAGUUCGAGUGGUUAUGAAAAAUUAUAUUAACGUUUUUGUUCGGAACAAAAACACCCAACGAAGCACGUACGGACUAGCUUAAAGUUGGAAGUCCUGGGAUUUCAACACCGCCAUAACAAAAUUACUGAAAAGUUGAAACCGGAUGCCUUUGAAAACUUUUCUCGGUGUUUACGUAACAGUUCGUACGUAAGAUGAGAUGGAAUUACAAACGUAAUAACCUUCGUGUACUGUUUACUGCCAUGAAGCGAAUGCAAACGGAGAAAGAGUGCAAAUGCUCAUAUUCCUCUUUUAAACAGGAUUAGGAAGAUAAAUCAGAAAACGAAUGAGACAACACGGGCUGAAAACCAAUUUCAUUUCAAAUUUUAGCUUUUGCGGAUUAUUUCAAACGAAUUGGAGUAGAGCUUUAAGAUGCUAAAUAUAAAUGAUAGUUAUGAUGACAACUGCGGCCUCUACUAAUAAAUUUUAACCAUAUCAAUAUACUUCAGUCAGCAUUGUUUUAACUUUUCCUCUACUUUGUUAAGGAAAUUUUAUCAUGAACUUAUAAUUACGGUUCAUUCUAAUACCCUACUAUAUAAAGCUUCCACGUAUACUCUGCUUACUAAAUUACGCAGAACCUACAAUUUUUCUUUUAUUUUUAUUCUUAAUUUUUUUAAAAUUAUUUGUGUUUGUUUUCAAGACAAAUUAUUAAAAGUAAAGGUAUAAUGAAAAAAAAUUCAGCAACCGUUUCUUCAUAAACUCCUGCGCUUAGAAAAUGAAAUAGAGGCAGUGCAUAAUUCAAGGUACGAAUAAAAUGUAUUUUUUGUUUCGCCGCCUUGAUGUUUUACAAGCCUGCCGCUCAAAGUUCCCUCAUUAUUUUAAGACCAUCAGUACUGUAAUGUUUCCGUCAUGGCCAAAAAGGCGUUUUCCUUCAGCGUUAGUAGCAUUGCUAUGGCAAGCGGCGUUUGACUUCCCGAAGCGAUUAUUUCAUGAAUUCUUGAGUAAAAACCAGGCAAAUCAUAAUUUACCCUUUGUUAAGUAUAAGAUGCAAGAUUUAGGAUGAAGACAAUAGCAUAUAAAAUGCUUCGCAAGGUACAUCUUGCAAGCUUCACCACAAUACUCAGCAUUUCCUUGAUUGUUAAUUCCGUAUAUUUCCUAUGCAUGUGCUUACUUCGUUCUAAGGCGCCACUGAAACACAGUCAACCAAUUAAAGAUGAAUCUUAAUCAUUGGAAAGUACAAUUAUUUCUCUUAACAAUAACAAUUUUAUUCAUAAUUAGAACCUAAAAUUAUUUUAAUGGUAGCACUAUUUAGAUGGAUAAAUGGCUGAUUUCUCAUAUCCUCACGUUGUCGUUGAUGUCCGAUUUUUUGAAAAAACAUUUUGCUCUUUUUAUGAUAAACAUCGCUUUUCAAAGAUUAUGAGUACUAAAUCUGUGACAUUUAGUUUUCUCUAUCUUAUAUUGCAUACCGUUGUAUAUUUAUCUUGACUUAGUAGGCGUGUUAUCUUUCACAUAUUGACGAAUGCAGCGAGGCUCAUGUUUAUAAUAUAAAAUAAUGCCAUCCGAAUGCCUCUUGCAUUAAUACCCAGGGCUCAUACAACUGUUCUUGUAACCCACAUCUUAUCGGGAAUGGUGUUAAGUAUUGAAGUACGUUUGUUAUCUAUCAUGCCAUUAAAUUAAUUAUGAUCCUGAUUGGUUUGACUCGAUCUGAAUCAUCUCUACUCAGGUGGUCAUUAACGACCAUAUUGCUGCUUGGUUAUAAGUGAACUACGUUACCUGCACCUUUAGUUUACCGAAAGCUGUCCUUUAAUGCGCUAUAGAACAAAAAAAAAAGAAAACAUGAAUUAAGAUACUGCUAUCUAUGGUUAAUAAAUGUAUUUCUCAUAUUGAUUUUUUAGCCUCAUAGUAUUGUUAAGAGUAAAAUUUACUCUAACACUCGUUCUGUUGACUUUUUCUUUAUUCUAACCUUUUACACUAGCUGUCACAACGGGGAAUAGCUCUGAUCUCUCGAGGAAAAAAUGAGGGUCACCGUAGAAAGAAUAUUUCCAGGAAACUCCUGUGCAGGAUCAAUUUUUAUAGGGUAGAGUCAUUUUCUUUGUAAUUAAUUGUUUUUGAACAACAUGAUGAAAGGAUACCAGUAACUAGUCGCAAACCGCAGUUUACGCAAAACAUCUGUCUCCAUGUGAAAUUCACGAUCAUAUAUAUUAAGGAAAAGGUGACCAAACUCUAUUUGUAAGAUAAGACCACAAAAAGGAAUAAGAAAUGAUCAACUGGCUUAUUACAAUGUUAACGGAAUGGAAUAUAUUAUUUCCAUUCAUUCCCCCAACACCAAUAUUGGAAACGCUUACAAUAUUUUUAGAUUAGAUAUAUUCCCAUUUUUAUCGUUUAACAGUAUGAUAUCACAUGACCUCUUACUUAAUGCAAUCAAUAAUUUCUAAUAACUUAAAUCCUUUUGUAAUUAUCAUUUCACUGUGUAGCCGAUCCUUGUUAUCAUUACAAAAACCUGAGUGAUGCCAAUCGAAAUAGAAUUCACAAAACACUGUUACAUGGAUCAACGUUUUGUGACAGCCAACUCCCUGUGGGAUGAUAUCGUUUUGUGGGAGCUGCAGGAACAAAAAUGCCAACAACGCGUGUGUCAAUAUUUAAAUGUGGUACAAAAUUCCCAGGCUGGUUAGAUGGUGCUCAUCCUACUGUGAAAGAUGGUGAAGUUUAUGGGAAGGUCUGCUUUAGUGAUCACUCUAAAGGUUGCUAUCAUACUACCCAAAUUUCUGUGAAGAACUGCUCAUCCUACUAUAUCUACAAACUUUAUCAGACGUCCAAGUGUCCGUUGCGCUACUGUGGCACAGACUGAAUAUGCAGAGAAGAGUUUCCAUAGUAAUAGGAUUCAUAAUCGUUGUAUUUUAGGGCCUUCGCGUCGCGAUGUUUAAUAUUUUGGUAGAUUUUUACGCUGUUGUCGCCUGGUAAAUGCUAUCAUUAAAAAAAAUAUAUAUAUGCAAUGAUAAUAAGGACUCAUGACAAAGAAAAGAACUUAUUUCGGAAAUCGACGUGUCAUUCUCGCUGUAUGCGUUAUCGAAAAGUAGGUUAAUAAAGUUUUCAAUGAUCGAACAUUAUUCGAUGCUUUCUUUCUACUGCAGUAGCAUCCAUUUGAACAGAAGAGCUGUAAAUAAAUAAAUAAAUCUGUUGCUGUUCCAUUACUUAAAAACCAUUAGGGCCUAGAAAAGAACCCUUCGAGGAGGGGCAGUUGAUACAUUUUUUGAUAAUCCUACCAUACUUGGAGACAUGUGACAAAAUUUUACAAAUAAUUCAUCUUAAUAUACCUAUGCUUCUUAGAGAAGAAAACUCGAGAAAAGAAGAAACCACUUGAUCAGUUACGGUCGUUAUUGGUCAGACUCGGCCCAGAGAGAAGGGGAUCUUAGUUCAAUAUGAUUGGAAAGACCAUAAUUCAUUUCAGUACGACAGUUAACGUUGGGAUUUUCGGUUGCUAUUCACAUAAGUUAAGAAUGUUCAGAAAUACAGAAAAUCUGGUAACUUUUCAUCUCUAAAAUUGUUAUUGCGAUAACAAAUAGUUUAAUGAGUGAAUGAAUAAAUGAUAGAAAUAAGACAUAUUGCAUUUUACCACAUUUUCUUUCGUUAAUAAUCUAUUUGCGUGUAUACGGCACUAAGUCAACGACUACGCUAAAUUAAAACAGUAGAUGACGCUGCAUCUUUUGCAAACUUUAAUUCACCAUUACGACAACCGAGAGCGUGUGUCCCAUGGUAGCCAACUUAACGUGAUUAGUGUCGGAGGGAAGUUUAAUUUUCCAGCAUGCUUCCACAGCAAAUAAUUAUAAUCAAUCUCAGUGAAGUUGCACACGACUACUAGCCGUGGUCUCGCGCGCUGACUCCGAUCCUGACUCGCGUAUUUUACAUGCUGGCUCCCCCCCAAAAAAAAUUACUGAAAGUGGAUCGAUCCGUAAGGCGGAAAGAAAAACAUGGCUGUCGAAAUGACAGCUUUCCUUGCGUUUGCACGCCACCUUUUAUGUUCACAGUGAUAUCAUGUUAAAUCUACUCCAUUUAUUUUGAUUACAAGCGACUUAAAUUCAUGUUGUUGCGAAACGAAAUUUGUAAAAAACAAUCCUCUCGUCUAAUUUUUUUGUGAAUAACGAAUGGGGAUUCUUACCUAAAAAAACAUCAAACAUCACAGACAUGAAACGUGCGUAUAUUGUUGAAUUAGCAGUCCUAUUUAGUCCACAAUUACCGCUGCUAGACCCCAGUCUUUAAUAUAAACGCGUCGGUUUGUAUUGAUUAAUGCAUUACUGAAUAAUGGUAGUCGAUCGACUUAAAUUUAUGUUGCAUUGAAAACAUAAAUUAUAAAGCGCACUGUCUGACGAAUCACGGAAUAUUUUCAACACUAAUAUCGACAUCAGUGACCUAGCCCUAUAGUUCAUUUCUACUUUCUAUUAUUUGAUGAUUUCACCAAAAUUCUCCGAGGCUUACAAAAAUUGAUUCAAGUAAUGUUUUUUUUUUCGACAUGUAAACUAUGUUGACUUUUACAUGAGGGGAGCUAUAAAAUGUAAAUAGGGGAUGAAUGUAUAACCAUAAUAAAAAAAAAUCGUAGAAAAGAGGAAAGACUAUAAGACAAUUGUUUAAAGCCUUCCUUCGCCGGAGAAAAUGCAAGUUGAAAAAAAGGUUUGACCCUAAAUUGAUACAUUUCGAAUGAUAUACUGCAUGAUGUCAGACAAGAAUGGUUGGUCUCAAUGGAAAUUAGCAUGAGGAUAAUAACUGUUCAAUAAAAAAGAGUCCUAGGGAAUUUUUUCAAUUAUGUAUUUCUUCAUGAAACAAUCGAAAAUCAAGCACCUCUCAUCAAAGUUUUAGUUCAUGUUAGGGUUAGGCUUUUUUUCCACCGAGGGAUUCUCCAAAGUUUUUAAAAGUUUGACCUUACUAUUUAUUAGUGGAGAAAACAUAUUAUUAUCAUUAUUGUUAUCAUCACUAAAAUUACUGUUAUGUAUUUUUCCGAGCGAAAUCGCAAAAUGCUGUUCCCAGACUACCACUCCAUUGCUGAAAGGCGUUUGGUGAACCAUACUAUCGAAGAAAAACGUGUCAAGAACUUGGAUGACUGUGAGUUAAUGUGCUACCUGAACGACAACUGCGUGAGUUCUAACUUCAAAAAAGAUCCGGAGAAUAAUGAACCAGUUCACAUCUGUGAACUAAAUAACGCCACGCAUCCGAGAUAUGACAAUGACUUGACAACUGAUGCCGAUUUUUAUUAUCGUGGCUCGAAGGUGAGUUACAAAUCGGUUUUCGAAAUCGUCGCCUUUGAAUAAUAUGGAAAUAAUUAUGAAUGUUUAUGCAAAUUAUCGUGCAUUUGAUCAUACUGUAUUUAGUAUCUUCUUUCACUCAAACCCUCGACCUUUCUCAGUUAUCAUUUUAGUGUUUUUUUCUCCUUCAGAAUGCUUGUGAUAAGAAUUCCCCAUGCCAACUCCCUCGGGUAUAGUAUCGUUUGGUGGGAGCUGCCGGAACAAAAAUACCAAAAAUGCGUGUGCCAGCAUACAGAUGUGGUGCAGACUGGUCAGGUUGGUUGGAUGAUGCUCAUACUACAGUGGAAGAUGGUAAAGGUAAAAGGAAGGUCUGCUUUAGUGAUCGUUCUGACGGUUGCAAAUAUGAAAUCCGAAUUUCAGUCAAAAAUUGUGGAUCCUACCUCAUCUACAAACUUUACCCACCUGCUUGUUACUCACGCUACUGUGGUACAGAUUGAAUGUGAAGCAAAAAAUUCAAUGAAUAAGGGAACUCAUAAAAUGAUCCUCAGGUACACGUACUUCAGGGAUUCUGCGAAGUCUUCCAUAGAAUUUCUUCUAUAGAGAUUAUACGCCGAUGAUGUCCUGUCAACUUGUAAUCAAAAAUGCUUUGAAUUUCACAUUAUACAAAGCAUCUCUUUCGUAAUAAUAAUAAUCAUAAAUAAUCAGUCACUGCUUAAAGAAGUAAUAACAAACAAAAAAGAAAGGAGAAAAAGGAAAAAUGCUUAAAUAGUGAAAUCCUAGACGAGCAAGAACAUCAGUCAGUAUGAUAACUAACAAAAUAUGACGAAGCUCGUGUCUCAAAACGUUAGAGGCUGCAGUACAGGACGCAAUAUCUUGCACGGUAUGAUAAUUUUAGCUUCAGUUUAUUUUGAAAUUUAGAUGUCGCUUUUGUUUGUGCUAAUGAUAUGUUCAGUCUGAUAGAUGCUUUAAAAACAAAGCAACACGAUUAUGUAAGGACUAAAUAAGGUAUGGCGUUAAAGUUUAACUUUUUUUAUUGCAGUUUCACACUAAAAUGAAAAUCUUUCUAAGUUGAGGGGUUUUAAUUAACAAAUAGAGAAGCCUUGACUGUGCUCUGUUCUGUUGUAAAGCACGCAGGAAGCGGCUAGAGCACGAAAGAAGUGUAGGGGGAAACACGAGACGUAGUCGAGUGUUUCUCCCCACUUCUUGAGUGCUCUAGCCGCUUCCUAAGUGCUUUUCAACAAAACAGAGCACAGUCAAGGCUUCUCUAUUUGUUUUAUAAUAAAAUAAUCCGUUAAAUUCCCCAAGAAUUACUUUCAAUUUUCAAAACAAAUCUUAUUUCCAAAGCGAACAACAGUGUCGUCAGCAUGCUCUAUACUCUCAUAAAGCACGCUACAAUAAGCCAAUCAGAAUCCCUGUUAGAAUGGUUCAAAUAAUCUGAUUGGCUGUACAAGACUAAAGCUGUCAAAAAUGUCAAACCGUCAAAGUUCAAAAACCAUCAAAGUUCAUAUUCUGCAAUAGUUUACAAACUAAAAUAGCUCGGCAUGUCGAAUUUAACACUUUUGCCUGAAGUUUUCUAGUUUCUAAUACAGGAUCUGAAAGUGAAAUGUUCAGUGAAAUUCGGCCCAAUCGUGGCUCACAAAAAUACGCAAGUUAUUUCACAUGACAAGUAGAAAACAAACUGUUCAAGGCGAGUGAAUUAUGAAGGAACAACAGCCGAAUUCACUAAGAAAUGAAGAUCGCUCGGAAUGACAGCGCCGCAAAACUCGGUUGCAGUGACUGAUCUGGCCUUCCACUCAACGUAUCGGAAAGGUAAUCAGGGCAGGCUCUUAUUUUUUCACUCGAAGGGUAGUCGAUUUAGUUCCUGAGGCUUGCUCCAUUGCGAUGACCGAAGAUCGCCAUGAUUAGCUAGCCGCGAUAGACCUUAAGUCGCUCUGACACCGUCAUGAUUAAUAUGAAUUUUAACAGUUAUGCCAGGUUAUAUUUUUCAUCAUUCCUGUUUUUUUCUGUUUGAAAUCGAAACUUUAUAUUAUUAUACAAGUGUUAGCUGUGUUUGAUUUUUAUUACCACACAUAAACUCGCAAUCUAACUGAGUGUGAAAACCGUUAAAAAAACUCGGACUGUCUAUCUUGUGUUAUCUUUGAGGAUUUUUGUCUCUGCUCACGUUACAGUAACGUAAAUUACUGCGCCUGGCAUUUUUGCAAACCUUUGCUCUCUUGUUCCGAAAUUUCACUUUCAAUUAACGAAAGAAAAGCUAGAAAGAAGUCCCGGAAAAGGUCGGACAUAAUACGAUUUGGCAGAUGGCGUGACAGCUUUAGCUCAGUUCUAUGCUCUAUACUCUCAUAGAGCACGCUCUUUCAACCAAUGACACUACGUGUUAUAUCCGAGCUUUAUUAUAAAAGAAAUAUAUUACCCUUGUUCCAACCCUAUAAAACCAUUAAUCAUGGCGUGGAAAAGGAAUCCCAAAUGCCAGUGUUCAGUAUUUUGGGUUAAGGAUAGGGUAAGAGUUAAGGGAUAGGAAUGAAGUUAUACACGACUCCCUCAGUAGUCAAUUAUUUAUCUUCCGUGUCCGAGAAGAAAGUUAAAUGCAUAGCAAAUGAGAUCAACUCUUGCUACUUCUUAAUAAACCUAAACAAGAUUUAACGUAAAUCGAAGAUAAUCUACUCAAAGGACACUAAAAUAGGUUGAAUCAUUUUGUAGGUCAGCUGUUAAACUAUAUAAAUAUAGGAGAAUAGUGAAAUCAAUCAUUAAGUUUUAGAGAAAUUGUACAACUCUCUAUAAAUACAUUUAUCUUACCUGAAGCAUUUUCAACUGAGUGUCGUAAAGUGAAAACUAGAUUAAAUACAACGUACAUGAUUUAAUAAAGGUCUGAUAGCGGGAAAAACUAGAGAUAAUAGAGGAACGGGAAUAAGUUAGGACUUUUGACACUCAACUGAAAACUAUUAACCAGCUUGAAUUACAUGAAGUGCGAACAUGUAUAAGCUUUCGCAGUAAGGACUGCUUAAUAUAACUUUACGUACUUCUUGAUUUCUUUACAAGGCAGUGCUCAUAACACAAGCAAUGCUAGUGUUCAAUUGCAAUUAAUGACUUAAAGGUACUUAUAUCAGUUGCUGAUAUUAGUUAAAGGUUAGAAUGAAAUGGCCCAUUUCUCUUUUCAGGAGCUCAGAAUAAUUACUUUUAUUGACUGCAAUCUUCCAUAACCAUCCUGUUCCUUUCAGGCUGUUGAAAAAGUGAGACUGCUUGUUGUUCUAAGUGUCCCUGUCAUCAAAGAAAAAAUUAAGUUAAGAAUUAUACACAUUAAAUGAAAUAAAUGCUUUGCUCAUACUUGAUUCCGAGUUUAUUCUUCACUACGAAACGUGACGUUCACUAGGAGGCCUGGAUAACUCUUUGGACCUUUUUAUCGUGUCUCAACUUUCCACGAGCAAGGGAGUAUUUUUAAUUUUUGGUCAAGAUAUGGGAGUUGUGCACAGUUCCAGAUGUUGAUUAGGUGCAUUUAAUUGAUGAAUUUGGAAAAUUAGCGACCGAAAAGAUUUAGUUCUGCGGGAAGAACAUUUCACGCCGUGAUUAUGCCUGUGAUGAUAGCGUGAUCACAAAGGAAUAACAUAUGUGACUUCGCCUCUUAUAGGAGGCACUACUCACACAGAUUGUGAUUAGAAAUCACGACUGGAAAGCGUGAUCACAGACUGGUAAUUAGAUGUGGUCACGGCCUGGGAAGCCUCUGAUGAUAAUCUGGUCUCAAAGAAAAAUAACAUAUGUGGCCUUGCUUCCUAUAGGAGGCAGUAGCCACAAAAAUUGUGGUUAGACAUCAAGAGUGGAAAGCGUGAUCGCAGACUGAUAAUUAGAUGUGGACACUGCCUGGGAAACCGCAAGAUACCAAGUUGUUUAUGUGUAAUGAGCACGCCCCUUGUGUACUAGAGACUGCUCCUUUAAAAAAAAAAUAUUUUAAAGUUCUCUUAUUGAUGUAUUAAGUAAAUCAAUUUUCAGAUGUACUGUAAACUGUGAAAAAAUUCACUUACCGGAUCAUUCGUAAACUUCUUGUUUCCAGAACUGAGAGACGCAUUACUUAUUGUUAACAAAACCUUCGACUCAAUUUUAUAGCACCCUACAUUUCAAUCCAUCUUUCCAGAACGAAGAAAUGUAAAAACAGCUUUAUGCGCUAAAAACAAUUGGUCUCAAAGCUAACCGAAGAAAACGCUUAGAACAAACAUUUCAAUUAUGUUUGUUGAGUUUCCGUCGCAUUUAACUCCCCAAGAGAUGUUUACUAUGAGACAGAUUUUUUGCUCCAUUGAAACAUAAAUAUUUGGGGUCUUCCAUGAAAAAUCUUGAAAACAGUAGAACCAUUCUUAAACCAACCACUGGAUUGUUUUUUACCCAUUGCGUGUAACAACUGUUACAAAGCCGCCUGACGUUCAUGUCGCAAACAAUGAUCUCAGCUUGUCGUCGCAGCACAAUGGAUAAUUACCUACCUUUCCUGCUGGGGCGUAAGUUAAUUUAUUGUGCUGACCCGUGAGGGCCGUAAAAAGGAAUUUAUUUUUGGAUAAACUUGCAAGUUCGAGAGCCCAAACCGUAUCACUGACCACGACAAAAACUUGGUGCGGUAUCUUAAACGAAUCGAAGAGUGCUAGAUCCUCCUGGUACGACACGCUGCAUGUGUGUUCGUGCCAAAAUGGACAGAUUAUUAAAGUUAAAAAACUCUCGGGGAUAACUAAAAAAAUUGGAUAACUUCUUGGUUUAUGAAAUAUCAUAACAGUAAAAUCAGUUUGGGAAGGAUGAUUUCAUUUCUUCGGAUUAAUUUUAUAUUUUUAAAACUGAAAUACUCUUGGGGGAUAAAUAAAACAUAUGGAUACCUUCUUCGUUUUUGAAAAAUCAUGACAACAAAAUAAAUUUUUGCAGGAUAAUUUGAUUUCUUCGCAUUAAUUCUUGUUCGAAUUAUAGGAAUUAGGAAAAUUUUCAAUCAGAUAAGUCGUGUCAUUUUUUUCUUGUAGCAAAAACGUAUACUUUGAAAAAAUUCCGGAAAGCUGUCAUACCAAUAUGUAUUUGUCAACGUUUGAUCCACUUUACGGAAUUGUGAGGUAAACUAAUUAUGAAACGAAAAUUGUUUCCUGCACUUAGCUGUUUGUAUAAGCAGUAGACCACACCUUCUAUCAGUUUACCAGCGUAAAAACCCAAGCAUGAUGUUGGGAGAACACGUGUAAAUCACGAGUGAUUUAAAGACUUUUCGGUUAGAACGUAGGUUAUCCCUAAGAGAGUACUGUCUAUUGCUUCUAUAAAGUAAACUUAACAUAAAACCCAGUAUGUUUAAAUUUUGUAUGGGUUUACUGGUGCAUAAAAUGAUAGGAACUGAUCUAUUGGGAUGCUUGUAGGAUCUCAGUUAUUCUGUUAUGAUAUCAUGUUUUUAUUACACCCAUUUUGAAAUCACUGGUGGUCUAUGUAAUCUGAUUCGCUCUAAUUGAUGCGAUUUAUUCAUGAAUCGCACCAAUUUUUUUGCUUUAAAUCACAUCUUAUUUCCAGAACAAAGCUCAGCCAAUCACACCUGAAGAAGAGUCAGUCCUGUCGGAAAAAGGUCACUUGGGUGAUUUUAAUGGUAAGGUCUUGACCAAUGUCAACUUCAAAAAUUUGACGGAACAACUGGGAUUUCGUGGUCGCUAAGAACAUCACGAGGGCGCUUUCCUAGAUGUUCUGCAUCUCAACUUCUACUACAACAACAAAAACUGGAGAUCCUGUAGCUGUGCAGUGUAGCUAUUUGUAGUGUUUACCGUUGUACCUAAAGUAACUUGACGUAAGGCAAAGGUUUAGUAAGUCCACAAUGUCCUCUAUCGGUAGCGGUAGAGGGUCGGUAGAUAGUCAACAUGUGUCAACCACUAACGGCACCAUAUAAACGACUCAUUCACGACAUUAACAUUACAAACGAACAGAACGGAACGAACUAACUUUACUAGAGGAUCGAGACCGACCAAUUACGUUCGACUUACGCCACUAAAGUCUUACAGCCAAUAACAUCACGGCAAAACUGACCAAUCAGUUUUAUACAAACCAGACUUAGAACUAUUCACUUGACUCUGAUGACGACUUCCGCUCAGGUAGUCGAAACGUCAGUCACCACUACCGACAACAGUCUUUUUUUAGGACUACACUCACCCGGACUACACUUUUACAAACCGUGAAGUUACGAAUAAAUGACAGUGGAUAUAUGAAAAUCAUAUAAGCAAGGUAUUGCACAGCUCAUAGGUUCAAACCCCGCAAGGCCUGAAUUUUUUCCGACCUUAUUUUCGCUACUACUUAAGAAGUGUUCAAUGCUUCGAAGAUUGCUUUCAUAUUUAUUUCUUAAUCCGCAGUUCACUUAUAAGAUUUUUAUAUAUUCACAGUCAUUCUUGCUUUGUAGUCAAGAAUCUCGGCUGCGAAAACUUGAGAGAAAUUUCUAAGCUUUUAUGGCCUAAAACGAAAUCAAAAGUAACAAUUCCUUUUAUUAAAUACUCCGAAACGAGCCCACGCUCGCUGUUGCGCUGUGGUAAAUAUGCUAAUUUGGGUACUCUCUCUCGCACUUGGAGAAUACUAUGGUUCACAGCGGUAAGGUUUAUGUGGUCAGUUUGGCCCCCGCCCUAAGAUCUGUAUAGCCACGUUUUUCACAGAAUUUAAAGUUGAGACACAUUUUUGUUCCCUCGUAGAUAAAAGGAAAAUAAAGCCCGGAAUACUGCAAUUUGCUAGAGCUGAACAUGAUAUUAAAAAAAAAAAAAUCAAAACUGAGUAAAAAGAUACGAGACGGAGUUGACUCAAGGGUAAAAUUGUUAUUGAGGCUCCGGGUAACGGGCUUCUGUACGGUGUUUUUUUUUGCCACAGCGAAAACAACGCAUACUAAAAUUUUGCAGAAAAGAAGAAAGGUGCUUUGAAUGGAGCAAUUUGAUAAAAUGAAAAAUAACCCAACAUACUCUGUCAUUAUUGCAUAACAUGCUCAUGGUAGAGGUUUAAAUUUUUUUUGUAAUUUUUUACAAGAGAGAAAAUCAUCAUUAUUUUGUAAACUUCUUUAAAGUUUCCGGUCGGUCAAUCUAGGAAAUUUUGAGCAGAUGAUCAUAUCGCAGUGUGCAGCCUCGGAUACAUCACGCAAUGUAGUCUGAUAGCACCUGUUUGACGCCUUAGACGCUUCAAGCACGCAAAUAAUGUUGGUAAACAAGUCUAGAGCAUGUGAAGCUGUUUAAGUAUUACAACUGGUAUUAUAGUACAAACUGAUGGUAGAAAAAAAAUAUAAAGACUCAUAAAAGGAAAAUAAACCCGUUUUAGACAAUUAUGGAUGACUUAAAACGUCUGACAAAACUUCUGUCUUAUCAGUCUCAAUAUAUACUGUAACCGAAAAUAUAAAAUUCACCAAUUACCCUAGUCAAUCUACUCUAUUCACCUCGUUACUCUUGUCAAUCCGUUUAUUAGGUUAAAUUUUUCGCCCGAUAUUGUUUAACCAAUUAAGCUUUUUAUGCAAACAGCCCAAACAGGAAGAGGGAAGUUCAUUUCUAAAAUUAGUGAUCAUCUCGGUUUGAAACCAACAGUUUCUAUCGUAACCAUAGCUACCAGAGAGUAAUAAAAGAAAAUAUGUUUGGCUCAAUAACACUAGAGUUGGACACAAAAGAACGUUAAAUCUUCGAAGUUAAAUUGAAUUUCAUCUCAUGAGAAGAUUUGAUAUCCUCCCUUAACUCCUCUAUUUCUGUGUAGUUGAAAUAAAACGAAAAUGAAAUAUACCGAGAUUUCAAAUGUGGAUAUCACCAACAUUUGGCGAGAAAACAGCGUCAGCCACUUGAAAUGAACAAGAUCAUUAUCCUUGAUUUCUAGUUUCCUACAACGGGUUUACUUCUUGAAGCUUUUCUCAGCGAUAUUUCUUUAUGUUUAUAAUGACACCCCUUGUAUCUCCAUCACCACCGUAAAUAGAGAAAAGUACUACAUUAUAAAAUGUCAGUGCUGGCGGUUCCAAGCUCCUCAAAACUUGUAAAAAAAUGGAAACGACAGGAUAUUCCAUAAAACAACGAUAGGUGAUUUAAUACAAUGACGAAGCCUGCGGUUUGGGUUCAAUUUAUAAUAAAGAAAAAUAACGGUGGCGAAAAGAAUCUUCUGCAUUUGAAAUAUCCAACUUGCCGAAAACUAUGGUUGUUUUGUAAUUAUAAAGAUUUACGUUCACAAAUUGUUUUGUCUCAUCCUUAUCCUCAACUUAGAUUGAUAUGCGGCUCGUUUGAAUUCCGUUCAAAUUAUCGAAAAACAUCCCAUUUUCAAUAUAAAAAUUUCGGUUUCUAUUACUUAAUCCAUGAUUGAAUGCAGGUGGUCCACUCGAAAUGUAUGGCAUACUGAGAGAAUCAAUAUAGAGCUUCGUUGUCUUGAGGAAGCAUGGAAUUUUCAGCGUUUCUUAUAUUCGCAGUCUGGACUUCAUCGAUGACUUACUUGACGUUUGGUAAAGGUAAUCGAGUUGCAAAAUGCAAAUCAUUUGCUCUCCCUAUGUUCAUACUUUAGCCCGUGUAAUCUUAUUUCCCAUCAUUCUUUAUUUCUAUUUCGCUGAUUCACAACAGUUGAUUCACUGAGCUUACAACGUGUCGCUAUGACAAAACUAAAAACCUGAACUCAACAAAAAAGAUCUUUAAAGGGAAGGAACGUCAAACUUGAAUGGUAUUGAAAGGUGUUUUACUAUGAUGGGCCAUGUUGGAAAUUUUAAAAGUGUGUUGUUACAAGAUAAUAAAACGACUUCAAUCCUAAUGCUCAGCUCAUAUUUACAUGGACGGGUAAUCAAUUCUAUCAAAAAUAUUUCGUUUUUGUUUCGCAGGCGGGAAUUCGAUAAUUUGCAUGGAAGAAAAAUUGGCCGCUCUUAACUAACUUAAGCGAAGUCAUUUUUAUAGACGAACAGUGCUGGCAUUUGGAGCAAACCACUCUUUCUGGUUUCAAGUAAUUGUUUAUAAAAAUAGGGUAGCCGGUCUCAUAAGCUUUUAGCCAUUUUGUGGAAUAGAAAAAAAAACUUCCAAGUGCUAAUUUUUGAAGUGGAGGCUUUAAAACUUGCCAAAUGAGAAAUAGCUUAAUUCAGAUGAUCCUUAAAAAACUUUUGCACAGAAGAUUCGUGCAAUUUUAAAGUCUUUUGUUCUUCCAAAAUUAAUCUCGCAGCAAAGAUACCCUAGAAUGAAAUUUAUUCAAGUAUAUAUUAUUCAGUGUUUUAAAACGCUGUUGCUGUGAUCACCAUUAUUCAACAGUAGAAAAAUUAUGUAGGUGGACGUUUUCCGAAAUGAGAAAAAGUAAAUGAAUAACUAAAAACGAUGGAAAAAUAAACGAGUUCUUUUUAGAAAACAAAUGUCGGAAAUAAAGACUUGAUUAUAUUCACCAUAGCUAAGCAACUCUAACAACCUACAUUGGUUAACACAAGUAAGAAUUUAAAACUUUCAUUCUAGAUUUAUACGUUUAGAAAAGUUUUCUAAACUAAUAUAAAUCUGCUCAUUAACGCAAGACAGUAUGUUUAUCUUUUUUCGGAUUCAAUUCGCAUGAAUUUCCCCUGCUCAUGAUGACCGUCCGAAGAAGAGAGACACAAGGAACCUCUUCAGUGAUACAUUCCUUUAAUAAAUACUCAAUAGUUUAGCAACUGUUUAUUGAAACUGGUCCUUGAUUUUGUCAUGUAUAUGCCAUUUCGUGCAUUCGAUCAUUCAUUGGCAAAGAUCAUUUUGGUGCAGAACCCAAACAGGAAGAGGGAAGUUCAUUUCUAAUAUUAAUGAUCAUCUUGGCUUGAAACCAACAGCUUCUAUCGUAACCAUAGCUACCAAACAGUAAUAAAAGAAAACACGUUUGGCUCAAUAACACUAAAGUUGGGCACCAAAGAGAGUUGGAUCUUUUAAGGUAAGAAAUGAUCAUAUUUAAUGCAUGGAUAACUUGAGUUUGACUUUCAUUCCAUGAUAUAAAUUGGAUAUCCACCCUAGUGUGUAGUUGAAAUCAAGCGGAAAAGUUUAGUUUCCUACAACGGGAUUCCUUCUUGAACCUUUUUUCGGUGAUAUUACUUUAAGUUUAUAAUUACACUCCUUCUCGAAAUUGUAGCUCCAUCAUUACCGUAAAUAGAGAAAAGUGCCAAAUUAUGAAAAAGUCUGUGCUGGCCGUUCCAAGCUCGUCACAAAUUGUGAAACUGGAAACUACAGGAAAUUCUAAUGAGCGAUGAGAGAGGAUUUAAUGAUGUGACGAGGCCCGCUGUUUGGGUUCAAAUUACAGUAAAAAAAUAUAGAGUUGAUGACAAAAAUCUUCUUCAUUUCAAAUAUCCAACUUGUAAAAAAUUAUAGCCAUUUUUUCUCUCUGUACUUAUAAAGAUUUCCUUUCAAAAAUGGUUUUGUCUUAUCCCCCCAAACGUUGAUGAUUUUGAAAUAGAAGAACCUUGAAAAAUAUGGUAGUUGGUUAGCAUGGCUCCUAAUGAGAAAAAUGAGUCGGGAGCUAAUUGUUGGCUCCCAGGUCCCGUUAAGUCUGCAGCAGUUUUAUCUAACGAAGGAAAACCUGAAAAUUUUUUAUAAUUUAGAUGGUAUUCCAAUGAGGGCCUUGGAGGCCAGAUCCGAUACUGAAUGGUUUGCCUGAGUCAAAUCAUAAAUUACAGCACACAUUUUCCAAAUAUCAAUUUGCCAUUAUCCUUGAGGUGGAGGUUGCGCUUAAAACAACACUCAGAGCAUCGUCUCAACAAGGCUCUGGAUUAAGUAUAACAACUGUAUCGUGCUCAAUCAUUAUAAAAUAUUUGAGGGGUUCUGCCUUGGCACUCUUUAUGCAAUCUUGAUUUAUCGAGACAUUGGUUGCAAGUUUCUGGGCAAAUCUAUGGAAUUUCAGUAGUUUUAGGGGAGAUUUUCUGUUUCUUCAUACUAAAGAGCUUAUUAGAAUCUUGACGUCAAUAAAUGUGAUGGAAGAUAAAAUGACUAAUCACUGAGGACUUCAAAUUGGAAAACCAUCUUUAACUUGUUACGUUCCUGUAUUGCUUAGAGUAAGUAGAAGGUUCAAACACGAAAAUAUUUUGCUCGAUGCAGGUGGGUGGUAUCACAAUCCAUUAAAGAACGUGGCUUGUUUUAUAAUUUCUGAUCUAUUUCAAGAUAUAAUCUAAAUUGAGACUUCAUGUUUUUGGAAAAUAAAAGUAAACUGUGCAAAUGCAAGGCUAAUCAAAUUUUUUGGUGUAUAAGGUUACGCCAGCCUGUCUGGUCCUACACACCGAUUACCAUUAUCCGUAUGAUUUCGUGAGCGGGAAUGUCGGUACAUAAGAUUUUUAUAUUUUUAUUGCCAUGUUUUGUGAUUAUUGCUUUUUGUCAAUUUUUGACGCUUCGAUCAAUUUUAUGAGGUGUUUUCCCCUCAUAAUAAAAAGGAAAACAAAAAAUAAAAAUAUAAAAAAACAAAAACAAAAACGCUGAAUCCGUGGAUCGAUCUUGUAAAUUUGAAGGUGUUGUUUCUCAGAAACUCGAAAGAACUUGACUUUUUAUGUGACUGCAGUAACGGAGUAUGUUUACCUAAUGUUCUCAAGAAUAUGUUUAUAAUGUUAUUUCCUUAAACGCACUCCACUGACUAUAGUCAUGGAGCAAUUGAAGUUAAUGUUAUGGAAAUUUGUGUAGCAAAAUCCCUGAGUCUAAUCUGAAGGUAAACACCGAUAGAAUCGUAGCUCGCCAAAUCCAAAGUCUUUCCAUAUAUCCCAAACGCGUGCCCUCGUAUUUUAUUUGCUUCAAUCAUUUCAACGGGUCUGGACUGACUGCUAUUAAGUUUUUUAACAUCCCAUAUUCAUUAGAAAAGGGUCGGUAUCUAUUACUUAACCCAUUAUCGAAUGCAGGUGGCGUUAUUCUGUUUAAAAAUAAUUCAUUUCAGCUCGUGUUAUUUCCCAUCACUCUUUAUUUUUAUUUGCUGAUUCACUACAGUUGAUGCUCUGAGCUUAUAACUGGUCAUUGUGACAAAACUAAAAUCCUGAACUCAACAAACAUGAUUUUUUAAGGGAAGGAGACUUAGUCUUGUAAACUUGUUUUGUAGACACCAAUGGUAUUUAGCAAGGGUGUGUUAUUAUAAUACGCCAAAUCGGAAAUUUGCAGAAGUAUUUUGUUACAAAAAAAAAGAACUGCUACGGUGAAGAAUUGCUUCAUUCAAAACCACUUCAAUCCUAAGGCUCAGCUUAUUUUUACAUGGACGGGUAAUCAAUUCUAUCAAAAAUAUUUCGUUGUUGUUUCGCAGACGUGAAUUCGCUAAUUUGCAUGGAAGAAAAAUUGGCCGCUCGUAGCCAACUUAAGCGAAGUCAUUUUUAUAGACGAAAGAUGCUGGCAUUUGGAACAAACCGCUCUCUCUGGUUUUAAGACAUUGUUUAUAAAAAAAGGGUAGCCGGUCUCAUAAGCUUUUAGCCAUUUUGUGGAAUUGAAAAAAGUCUUCCAAGAGCUAACUUUUGAAGUGUAGGCUUUUAAACUUGCCAAAUAACAAAUAGCUUGAUUGAGAUGAUCCUUAAAAAAACUUUCGCACAGAAGCUUCGUGUAAUUUUGAAACUUUUUGUUUUUCCAAAAUUAAUCUCACAGCAAGGAUCCCCUAGACUGAAAUUAUUCACGUUUAUAUCAUUCAGUGUUUUAAAACGAUGUAGCUGUAAUCAAUAUUUUCAACUUCUGAAAAAUGAUGUAGGCGGACGUUUUUUUCGAAAUAAGAAACAAAAAAUGAAUGACUAAAAACGAUGACAGAUAAAUGAGUUGUUUUAAGAAAACAAGUAACGGAAAAAUAGAGAUGAUUAUAUUCACCAUAGCUAAGGAAUUCUAACAACCUACGUUGGCUAGCAAAAGUAAAAAUUUUAAAAUGUUAUUUUGGGUUUGUACGUUUCGAAACUUCGAAAACUGAAAUAAAUCUGCUCAUUGACGCAAGACAAGAACGUUUUUUUUCGGCUUCAAUUCGCAUGAAUUUCCUCUGUUCACGAUAACCGUUCGAAGAAAAAAGCCACGGGGAACCUCUUCACUGAUACUUUUCUUUAAUAAACCCUCAAUAGUCAAGCAACUGUUUAUUGAAACUGGUGCUUGGCUUUGUCAUAUAUAUGUAAUUCCGUGCAUUCGAUCAUUCAGGUGUUUAAUAUCUCAUACACUUUGACCAAGGAUGAUCUUCUUUGAAGGAUACCCUAGUAUAUCGCCCUCAUUUUUCUUAGAAACUUGGACCGUAUAGGAAACUUAAUUACCUUCUUCGACUGAACUCGCUAAUGUAAUGCAGAAGGAGCACAAUAGGAUUUUACGGGAGUCAGUCAUUAUAUAAUUAUAAAGCCUUUGGCACCUGAUAACAGACGACACUUUCAAGGAAUUAAUAAUAACAAUUUAUAGUCCAAGACGCAUGGCUCCAGUCAAUCCGUUGCGUUAGGUUAAAUUUUUCACCUGGUAUUAUUUUACCGAUUUAGUUUUUUGUGCAAAGAGCCUAAACAGGAAGAGGGGAAGUUCAUUUCUAAUAUUAAUAAUCAUCUUGACUUGAAACUAACAGUUUCUAUCGUAACCAUUGCUACCAGACAGGAAUAAAAGAAAACACGUUUGGCUCAAUAACACUAAAGUUGGGCACCAGAGAACGUUGGAUCUUUGAAGGUAAGAAAUGAUCAUAUUUAAUGCAUGGAUAACUUGAGUUUGACUUUCAUUCCAUGAUAUAAAUUGGAUAUCUACCCCUCACUCCUCCAUUACUGUGUACUUGAAAUAAAACGAAAAUGAAAUUUACCGAGCUUCCAAAUGUGGAUAUAACAAACUUUUGGCGAAAAAACAGCUUCAGCUAUUUGAAAUAAACACGAUCAUUAUCCUUAAAUUUUAGUUUUCUACCAACGUGUUUACUUCUUGAACCUUUCUCAGCGAUAUUUGUUUUAUGUUCCUAAUGACACUACUUCUCGAAAUUGUAGUUCCAUCAUUAACAUAAAUAGAGAAAAGUGCCAAAUUAUAAAAAGUCAGUGCUGGCAGUUCCAAGCUCGUCACAAAUUGUGAAACUCGAAACGACGGGAACUUUCAUAAAGCGAUGACAGAGGAUUUAAAACAGUGACAAAGCCCGCUGUUUGGGUUCAAUUUGCGGUUAAGGAAAAUAGAGUUGAUGGCAAAAAUCUACUUCAUUUGAAACAUACAACUUCCCAAAAAAAAAAUUUUUUUUUCUGUACUUAUAAAGAUUUCCUUUCACAAAUUGUUUUGUCCUGUGCCCAACUUAUACUGAUAUGCAGCUCGUUUGAAUCCCGUUCAUAUUAUGACAGAAGUGAUGAUUUGAAAUAGAAGAACCUUGAAAAAUAUGGAAGUUAAUUUGCAAGGCUCCCAAUAGGAGAAUGAGUCGGGAACUAAAUGUUGACUUGCAGGUCUCGUUUUCCUUAAGCAAUCCUAAUGUAUCGAGACAUAGGUCGUAAGUUUCUCAAAAAAAAAAUGAUGAGAUUUCUGUAGUUUAACAUCUACAGUUUACAGGAGAUUAAUUGUUUAUUCAAACUAAAGAGCUUAUUAGAACUCAUCAUUAAUUAAUUUUGACGUUAAUGAAUGUGAGGGAAGAUAAAAUGACUAAUUACUGAGGACUUCAAACAAGAAAACCAUCUUUAACUUGUUGCGUUCCUGAAUUGUUUGUGGAGUAAGUAGGAAGGUCAAACAAGAAAAUAUUUUGCUCGAUGUAGUUAAGCGGGUGGCACAGCUUAACAACUAUAUACACCAUAAUCGAAAUUCAAAAGGGAGUUUCCUUUACUAAUUUCGUCUACUUAGAACAAGACACUCACAAUCCAUCAUAGAGUGUGGCUUAUUUUAUAAUUUCUGAGUUAUCUCAAGAUAUAGUCCAAAUUAAGAAUUCAUGCUUUUGGAAAAUGAAAGUGAACUGCGUGAGUGCAAGGAUAAUGUCUUUUUUCAGCGGAUAAGGUUACGCCAACCUGUCUGGUCCUACACACCGAUUACCAUUAUCCGUAUGAUUGCGUGAGCGGGAAUAUCGUUACAUAAGCCGGAUCUUUUUUUUUUUUUUUUUUUUUUUUUUUUUUUUUUACCAUGUUUUGUGAGCAUUGCUUUUUGUCAAUUAUUUAUGUUUCGGUCGAUUGUAUAAAGUUUUUCCCCCCCUGAUAAUGAAACAAAAAAUAACAUAAAAUAAAAUUUAAAAAACGCUGAAUCUAUGGAUCGAUCUUUUAAAUUGGAAAGUGCAGUUCUCGAGGGAACUUGACUUUUGAUGUGACUGCAUUAUAGGAGUAUGUUCACCCGAUAUUCUCAAGUAUAUGUUUAUGGUGUUAUUGUCUUAACGCACUCCAUUGAAUGUAAUUAUGAAGCAAUUGAAUGCUAUGGCACUUUGUGUGGCAAAAUCCUUGAGUAUAAUCUGUAGGUUAACACCAAAAGAAUCGUAGCUCGCCAAAUCCAGAGUCUUCCUUUAAAGCAAAACGGAAAACAUCACAAAAGCGUUUAUGAGCAGAAAUUAAAACGCGUGCCCACGUAUUUUAUUUGCUUCAAUCGUUUCAAUGGCGCUGAACUGACUGUUAUUUACUUUGUUAAGAUCCCAUUUUCAAUGCAAAAAGGUCGGUUUCUAUCACUUAAUCCAUUAUUUAAUGCAGGUGGUGUUAUUUCUGUUUAAAACUAAUUUAUUUCAGCCCGUGUUAUUUCCCAUCACUCUUUAUUUUUAUCUUGCUGAUUCACAACAGUUGAUGCACUAAGCUUAUAACGGGUCGCUAUCACAAAACUUAAAUCCUGAACUCAUUAAACAUGAUUUUUAAAGGAAGGAACCGUAGUCUUGUAAACUUGGUUUGUAGACAUUAAUGGUAUUUAGCAAAGUUGUGCUAUUAUGUCAGUUGAUUAUAUUCACCAUAACUAAGCGAUUCUGACAACCUACGUUGACUAACAAAAGUAAAAAUUUAAAAAUUUCAUUCUAGAUGUGUACGUUUAGAAAACUUUCGAAAACUGGUAUAAAUCUGCUCAUUGACGCAAGACAAGAAUUUUUUUUUUCGGCUUCAAUUCACAUGAAUUUCCUCUGUUUACGAUAACCGUUCGAAAAAAAAUGCUAUAGGGAAGUUCUCCAGCUUUAUAUUCUUUUAAUAAACACAUAAUAGUCAAGGACAUGUUAAUUGAAACUGCAACUUGACUUUGUCAUAUAUAUGUCAUUUCGUGCAUUUAAUCAUUCAGGUGGUUAAUAUCUAAAAAACUCGCCCUCAUUUUCCUUAGAAACUUGGGCCGUACUGGAGACCUAAUAACCUUCUUGGACUGAAAUCGCUAAUAUAAUGCAAAGGGAGCACAAUAAGAUUUUACGGGGGUCAGUAAUUAUAGAAUCAUAACACCUUUGGCACCUGCCCACAUGGGACACUUUCAAGUAAUUAAUAAUAACAAUUCAUAGUCCAAGAAGCAUUAAUCCAAAUCAAUCCGUUGCAUUAGGUUAAAUUUUUCACCUGGUAUUAUUUUGCCAAUUUAGCGUUUGUGCAAAGAGCCUAAACAGGAAGAGGGAAGUUCAUAUCUAAUAUUAAUGAUCCUCUUGGCUUGAAACCGACAGUUUCUAUCGUAACCAUAGAUACCCGACAGGAAUAAAAGAAUACGCAUUUGGCUCAAUAACACUAAAGUUGGGCACCAAAGACCGUUGGAUCUUUGAAGGUAAGAAAUGAUCAUACUUAAUGCAUGGAUAACUUGAGUUUGGCUUUCAUUCCAUGAUAUAAAUUUAAUAUCCACUCUUGACUCCUCUAUUUCUGUGUACUUGAAAUCAAGCGAAAAUGAAAUUUAUCGAGCUUCCAAAUGUGGGUAUAAAAAACAUUUGGCGAGAAAACAUCUUCAGCUAUUUGAAAUAAACAAGAUCGUUAUCCUUAAUUUUUAGUUUCCUACAACGGGAUUCCUUUUUGAAACUUUUCUCUGUGAUAUUUCUUUAAUUUUAUAAUUACACCCCUUCUCGAAAUUGUGGUUCCAUCGUAAAUAUAGAAAAGUGCAAAAUUAUAAAAAGUCAGUGCUGGCGGUUCCAAGCUCGUCACAAAUUGUGAAACUGGAAACGACAGGAAAUUCCAAAGAGCGAUGAGGGAGGAUUUAAUGCUGUGACGAAGCCCGCUGUUUGAGUUCAAAUUACAGUAAAAAAAAUAUAGAGUUGACGACAAGAAUCUUCUUCAUUUGAAAUAUCCAACUUGUCAAAAACUAUGGAUGUUUUUUCUCUCUGUACUUAUGAAGAUCUCCUUUCAAAAAUGGUUUUGUCUUAUCCUCCAAAAAUUGAUGACUUUGAAAGAGAAGAACCUUGAAAAUUAUGGAAGUUGGUUUUCAUGUCUCCUAAUCAGAAAAAUGAGUCGGGAACUAAUUGUUGGCUCACAGGUCCUGUUAAGUCUGCAGCAGUUUUCUCUAACGAAGGAAAACCUGAAAAUGUUUUAUAAUUUAGAAGGUAUUCAAUGAAGGCCUUGGAGGCGCUUCGAUCAAUUUUAUGAGGUGUUUCCCCUGAUAAUUAAAAAAAAAAAAAGAAAGAAAGAAAAAAAAACCAGAAACGCUGAAUCCAUGGAUCGAUCUUGUAAAUUUGAAGGUGUUGUUUCUCAGAAACUCGAAAGAACUUGACUUUUUAUGUGACUGCAGUAACGGAGUUUAUUUAUCUAAUGUUCUCAAGAAUAUGUUUAUAAUGUUAUUUCCUUAAACGCACUCCAUUGACUAUAGUCAUGGAAAUUUGUGUGGCGAAAUCCCCGAGUCUAAUCUGAAGGUAAACACCGAUAGAAUCGUAGCUCACCAAAUCCAAAGUAUUUCCAUAUAUCCCAAACGCGUGCCCACGUAUUUUAUUUGCUUCAAUAAUUUCAAUGGGUCUGGACUGACUGCUAUUAAUUUAGUUAACAUCCCAUAUUCAAUACAAAAGGGUCGGUAUCUAUUACUUAAGCUAUUAUCGAAUGCAGGUGGUAUUAUUUCUGUUUAAAAAUAAUUCAUUUCAGCUCGUGUUAUUUCCCAUCACUCUUUAUUUUUACUUGCUGAUUCACUAUAGUUGAUGCUCUGAGCUUAUAACUGGUCAUUGUGACAAAACUAAAAUCCUGAACUCAACAAACAUGAUUUUUUAAGGGAAGGAACCUUAGUCUUGUAAACUUGUUUGUUGACAUUAAUGGUAUUUAGAAAGGGUGUGUUAUUAUAAUGAGCCAUUGAGAGUCUUCACACAAUCCUGAUGCAUCGAGGCAUAGGUCGUAAUUUUCUCAGCAAAUUUAAUGAAUUUCUGUAUUUUAAGAUCAGGCGUUUACGAGAGAUUUUCUGUUUUUUCAAUCUAAAGAGCUUAUUAGAACUCGUCAUUUAUUGACUUUGACGUUAAUGAAUGUGAGGGAAGAUAAAAUGACUUAUCAAUUUGGACUUAAAAUUAUUUUAGUUUUGUGCGUUCCUGUAUUAUUUCGAAUAAUUAGCAGGGCAAACGGGAAUAUAUUUUGUUCGAUGUAGUGAAGCGGGUGGUACAGCUUAACAACUACAAACACGAUAUUCGAAAUUCAAAAAAGUUUCUCUUAUUAAUUUCGUCGAAUUAGAACAAGAGAAUCACAAUCCAUUAAAGAACGCGACUUAUUUUAUAAUUUCAGAUUUAUUUCAAGAUAAAGUCUAAAUUAAGAAUUCAUCUUUUUGGAAAAUGAAAGCGAAUUAGGUUAAAUUUUUCACCUAGUAUUAUUUUACGAGUCUAGCUUUUGGUGCAAAGAGCCAAAACAGGAAGAAAGCAGUUCAUUUCUGAUAUGAAUAAUCAUCUUCGCUUGAAACCAACAGUUUCUAUCGUAACCAUACCUACCAGAAAGUAAUAAAAGAAAGCACGUUUGGCUCAAUAACACUUAAGUUGGGCGCCAAAGAACGUUGAAUCUUUGAGGGUAUAAAGUGAUAUAUUUAAUGCAUGGAUAACUUGAGUUUGACUUUCGUUCCAUGAUGUAAAUUGAAUAUCCACUCUUAACCUCUUUAUUCUUGUGCGGCUGAAAUAAAACGAAAAUGAGCUUUCAAAUGUAGAUAUAACAAACUUUGGCGAAAAAACAGCUUCAGCUAUUUGAAAUAAACAAGAUCAUUGUCCUUAAUUUUAGUUUCCUACAAGUGUUUACUUCUUAAACCUUUUCUUAGCGAUAUUUGUUUAUGUUUAUAAUGACACCCCAUGUAGAAAUUGCAGUUCCAUCAUUACCGUAAAUAGAGAGAAGUGCCAAAUUAUAAAAAAGUCAAUGCUGGCGGUUCCAAGCUCGUCACAAAUUGUGAAACCCGAAACGACAGGAAAUUCCAUAAGUGAUGAGAGAGGUAUUACUGCAGUGACGAAGCCCCCUGUUUGGGUUCAAUUUACGGUAAAGAAAAAUAGAGUUGAUGACAAAAAUCUUCUUCAUUUGAAAUAUCUAACUUGCCAAAAAUUACAGUUGUUUUUUUCUGUACUUAGAAAGAUUUCCUUUCACAGAUUGUUUUUUCCUAUCCCUCAACCUAGACCAAUGUGCAGCUCGUUUGAAUUCCGUUCAUAUUAUGACAAAAGUGAUUAUUAUGAACAAGAAGAACCUCGAAAAAAUAUGGAAGUUGAUUUACAUGGCUUCCCAUCAGAAAGAUAAGUCGGGAACCAAAUGUUGGCCCACAUGUCUCUUUAACCUUAGGUCUGCAACAAUUUUAUCUAACGGAGGAAAACCUGAAAAUGUCUUAUAAUUUAAAGGUUCUUCCAAUGAAGGCCUUGGAAGCCAGAUCCGAUACUGAAUGGUUUGGAUGAAUCCAAUCAUAAAUUACGGUACACCUUUUGCAAACAUCGGUUUGCUAUUAUCUUUGAGAUGAAAAUGGCGUUUAAAACAACUUUCAGGGGUUCUUCUUCGACAAUCUUUAUUCAAUCCUUUUGUAAUGAGACAUAGGUCGUAAGUUGCUCACAAAAUUUAUGGAAUUUUUUGUUGUUAAAUAUCCACCAUCUACAGGAGAUUUAUUGUUUGAUUUGUUCAAACUAAAGAGCUUAUUAUAACUCGUCAUCAAUCAAUUUUGACGUUAAUGAAUGUCGGGGAAGAUGAAAUGGCUAAUAACUUAGGACUUCAAAUUAUUGCGUUCCUGUAUUAUUUCGAGUAAUUAGGAGGGCCAAACAAGAAAAUAUUUUGCUCGCUGUAGUGAAGUGGGAGGUACAGCUUAACAACUUCAAACACGAUAUUCUAAAUUCAGAAAGGAGUUUCUCUUAUUCAUUUCGUCGAAUUAGAACAAGAGACUCACAAUAUAUUCAAGAACGUGGCAUAUUUUAUAAUUUCAGACAUAUUUCAAGAUACAGUCUUAAUAAAGAAUUCGUGUUUUUGGAAAAUGAAAGCUAACUGAGUGUUUUUUUUUUAGGCGGAUAAGGUUACGCCAGCCUGUCUGCUCCCACAUACCGAUUACCAUUAUCCGCAGGAUUUCGUGAGAGGGACUUUCGGUACCUAAGAUCUACUUUUAUUACCAUAUUUUUGUGAGAAUUUUCUUUUCGUCAAUUAUUGACGCUUCAAUUAAACUUGUAAGGAGUUUCCCCUGAGAAUGAAACAAAAAAAACAAAACAAAACAAAACAAACACACAAACGAAGAAACGUUGAAUUUAUGGAUUGAUAUUGAAAAUUGGGAGUUCUUAGAAACUCAAGGGAACUUGGCUUUUUAUGUGACUCUAUGACAUUAUUCACCUAAUGUUCUUAAGAAUAUUUUUAUGAUGUUAUUGUCUUAAACGCACUCCAUUGACUAUAAUUAUGAAGCAAUUGAAGUUAAUGUAUGGAAAUUUGUGUGGUAAAAUCCCUUUUUCUAAUCUGUUGAUGAAGAUAGAAUCAUAGCCCAUCAAAACCAAAGUGUUUCUAAUUGGCACAAAGGAAGACAUUGGAAACGUGCUCAUUCGCAAACUUUAAAACGCGUACCCACGUAUAUUAUUUGCAGGGUCAGGACUGACAGCUCUUAAUUUUGUUAACAUCCAAUUUUUAAUACUAAUAGGUCGGUUUCUAUCACUUAAAUUCAUUAUCAGAUACAGGUGGUCGAAGCGAAAUUUGUGGCACACUGAAAGCAUCAAUACUGAGCUCCGUUGUUUUGAGGAAGCAUGGAAUUUUCAGCGUUUCUGGUAUUCGCAGUCUGGACUUCAUCGACGACUUACUUGACGUUUGGUAAAGGUGAGUUACAAAAUGCGCAUCAUUUUCCAUCCCUAUAUUCAUACUCCAGCCCGUGCUAUCUUAUUUUCCGUCACUCUUUAUUUCUAUUUCGCUGAUUUACAACAGCUGAUGCACUGAGCUUAUUAACGUGUCGUUAUGACAAAAUUAAAAACCUGAAUUCAACAAAGAUGAUUUUUAAAGGAAGGAACCUCAGUCUUGUAAACUUCUUUUGUAGAUAUUAACAGUAUUUAACAAAGGCGUAUUAUUAUGAUGAACCAUAUCGGAAAUUUUCAGUUGUUGCAAAAAAAGUAAGAAUUGCUAAGAUGAAGAAUUGCUUCAUUCAAAACAACUUCAAUCUUAACGCUCAUCAGCUCAUAUUUACAUGGAAGAAUAAUCAAUUCUAUCAAAAACAUUUCGUUGUUGUGUUGCAGACGGGAAUUCGAUAAUUUGCAUGGAAAAAAAAUUGGCCGCUCUUAGCCAACUUAAGCGAAGUUAUUUUUAUAGAAGGACAAUGCUGGCAUUUGGAAUAGACCAAUUUGUACUGGUUUUAAAUAUUUGCCUAUAAAAAUAGGGUAGCCCGUCUCCAUAUAAUUUAACCAUGGUGUGAGAUUGAAAAAAUAAAACCUUUGACGCAAAAUCCUUUUAAAUAUUGCUUUUCGAAUUGGAGGCUUUAAAACUUGGCAAAGAACAAAUAGCGUAAUUGAGAUGAUCCUUGACAAAACCUUUGCACAGAAGCUUCGUGUAAUUUUCAAAUUUUUUGCUCUUUCAUAAUCAAUCUCACAGCCAGGAUUCCUUUGACUGAAAUUUAUUCAAAUAUAUAUUUUCGGUGUUUUUAAAACUCCGUUGCUGUGAUCAAUAUUUUUUCAACAGCAGAAAAAUGAUGUGGGUGGACUUUAUUCGACAUGAGAAAAAAAAUUGAUGAAUUAAAACGAUGAAAAGAUAACUGCGUUGUUUUCAGAACGCAAAUAACGGAAAUUAAGCAAUGAUUAUUUUCACCAUAGUUAAGCAAAUCUCACAACUUACAUUGGCUUGCAAAAGUAAAAAAAAAGAAAAUUUCGCUCUACAUUUGUACGUUUAUAAAACUUUCGAAAACGAAUACAAAUCUGCUCAUAGAUGUAAAACAAGAAUGGUUUAUUCUCGUCUUAAAUUUGCAUGAAUUCCCUCUGUUUACGAUAAUCGUUCGAAGAAAAGAGCCCCAGGGGAGCUCUUCAGUUAUACAUUUCUUUUAUAAACACUGAAUAGUCAAGUACCUCUUUAUAUAAAGAAAGAAAGAAAGAAAAAAAUGCACUUUAAGACCAUCCCUGUUCAUACUUUUCAGAUAGUAAAGGCUCACUAUUAGGGAAUUUAAAUUGUGUUCAUUGCACUGAUGACUACAUCAAAAAAUGCAAACACCAAUCAACUCCCUUUGUAGUAGGAGUUUCACAGAGUGUUUAGCUCUUCUUUUCUCUCGAUAUGAUAGACUCAUCUAAAAUCAUACGAGCUUCUUGAAUAGCCAGCUUCAUGUGAAACACGAAAUAUUUUCCGUAAAUGUUCCGAACCUCAGAAACCCCCAAACUCUCCGAUAAAGGUAGUUUUAUAUUAUGGUUUUAUUGUAGAAAACGGCGUAGCAAUUUACAAAGUUUUUAAUUACGUUUAACGAAUCGUCGUUCUUCUCACGGACUGCUUUGUUUGACUUACGUAUUUAACCCAUUUCCUACCAUAGUUUGCCGAUCCGAGAAUUUUUGCGAAGAGAUUUGUUCUUAGAACUUUUUACUCGAAAUGUAAUUUUUUUGCGACGGAAAAGUAUGUCUUAUAAUCAUAUUUCAAUUUGUCUAUUUUAGAGAGGGAGCGCGCAAUGAUGUUUCCGGACUAUUACUUCUUUGCUGAAAGGCGUUUGGUAAACCAUAUCAUUGAAAAUAAGAGCGUCAACAACUUGGAUGACUGUGAGCUAAUGUGCUACCUAAACGACGACUGUGUCAGCCUUAACUUCAAAAAAGAUUCAGAGUAUAAUGAAGCAGUUCACAUCUGUGAAUUAAAUAACGCCACUCAUCUGAAAUACGAGAGUGACUUGACAACUGAUGCCAAUUUUUAUUAUCGUGGCUCGAAGGUGAGUUACAAAUCGAUUUUUCGAAACUGUCGCCUUUGAAUAAUAUAAUAACAAUAAUUAACGUUUAUGCAAAUUUUCAUAUAUUCGAUAAUUCGAUACUUUGUUUCUUCUUUCAUUUAAAUUUUUCUUCUUCUUUAGAGCGCUUGUGACAAGAGUCCCUACUGCGAAAAUAACGCAACUUGCCAGUCUGGAUUUACACUCAAGGGAUUUCAAUGCUUGUGUCCUCCUGGAUUCGAGGGAGAACAUUGUGAAAACGGUAUGAGUUUAAGUCAACACUUAAAAUGAACGUAUAUGAGAUUUUUUCUGGUUUUCAAGGCUGGUAUGACAACUGUUCUUUAAUUGCUAAAAGUGGCGUGAAUUUGUCUCAUUGCAAAAAGUGCUGAAUCUUAGAAUCUAAGGAAAACUUCUUCCUAUAUUUUAUUGAGCGUGUGUAAUGUUUUCUUCGUUCGCUCGUUUGUAUAUUUUCUUUUUGUUUUGUUUUGGUUUUUUUGCUUGUUUGUUGUUUUUUUGUUUUCUUUUUUGGAUUUGUUUAGAGCAGUUUAUAGCGUAUGCUUAAUAUAGCCUCUACUAUACCAAUAUGAAAAAAAUUUUAAAAAUAGCAGUUUGACUUACAGGUCCAACCCGAGAAUCGCAUUAAACCAAAAAAUUGCAAACGAGUAUUCCACUUUUUUCAUAUACAUGCACAUGUAUGACUUUUGCAUGAAAAACACAUCCCAUUUUUCAUUCUUUUCUCUUUCUUUUUCUUCUUCUCCUUUUUUUUUUUUUUUUUACAGAUGUUGACGAAUGCAAAACAUACCCCGACAAAUGUCAUGUAAGUGCUCUUUGUAACAACACGCACGGAUCACACGUUUGCACAUGCAAACCUGGAUAUACUGGAGAUGGACGCAACUGUACAGGUACAGUCAAUCAUUUCAGAAGCCUUCAUAUUCGUUUUGACCAUCAUAAUGAAUUUUUGUCUGUUGUUGUUGUUUUUUUUAAAGCACCUAAGAAGUGGCUAGAACACGAACGAAGAGUAGAGAGAAACACUAGACGUAGUCGAGAAGCAUUUGUGUCUCUGCUCACGUUAUGAUAGCGUAAAUUACAGCGCUUGGCAUGUUUUGAAACCUUUUAACCUUUUUUAGUUGGUUUUAUAUUUGGUUCUUCUGUUACUACUUCGCUCAUUCCGAAAUUUUACUUUCAAUUAAUAAAAAAAGAUAGGGAGAGGUUCGAGAAAUGGUCAGACUAAGUAUAUGUUUUCAGUACUCUGAUAGAGGACUCUUCUUCGACCGAUGACAGCACGCGUUAUAUCCGAACUUUAUCAUAAUGAGUAUUGGAUUAUUUCUAUUACACCGCCUUACAUCAUGUUACGGACCCCCUUCAUCGUUGAUGCUUUUUGCGUCUUUCUGCCAUUGGAUGGGCGUUGCAACAAUAAUAAACGACGGCGUGAAACGUUCUUUUGAUUGACAUUCGUUGUAGCUUGAUUAUGACGAAAUGUAUGUUCUCUUUCAGACAUCGACGAAUGCGGUGAGGCUCAUGCAGUGAAAAUGAACAACUGCCAUCCGAAUGCCUCUUGCACUAAUACUCAGGGCUCAUACAACUGUUCCUGUAAACCUAAAUACAUUGGGAAUGGUACAAACUGUAAAGGUACGUUU
Molecule: messenger RNA, 39981 nt
Organism: Pocillopora meandrina
Lineage: Eukaryota; Metazoa; Cnidaria; Anthozoa; Scleractinia; Pocilloporidae
Source: the annotation of a GenBank genome assembly